GACUUUGAUCAGAACAUUAUUUGAUGACCAUCCACCAAUGAACCUUAUCUCCGCUGAGUUCAAUAUUCCAAUACAAGAAAAAUAGUGGGUAGGGUUGCUCUACAGUCUCAUACACAGACAGAGACAUUCCAAUGGAGAUUCAAGCAUUAAGCCAACUCUGUAAUUCUCCAUCUCUGCUCUCACUUCACAGACAAAGACAAUUUUCCUCGCAUAGGGUAUCUCCAUUCCCUCGGAGAAGCCUCUGGCGUGGACAGGGCAAUCCUUACCUCAAACACGGCGUGAGUGUACAAUGUGCCCUAACGAAGAACAUGAAGGAAGAAAUUGUUGGCGAUGUGAUAAAGCAGCUGGAGAAUUGCCACCUUAUAGCAAGCAUAAAAUACAAGGGUUUAACAGUGAAACAAUUUACUGACUUGAGGAAGUCCCUUCCAGAGUCUACUAAACUGCUUGUGAUUAAGAACAGGCUUGUUAUUAAAGCUAUUGAGGGCACCCAAUUUGAGGCUUUAAAACCUUGCAUGAAGGGACAGAAUGCAUAUAUGUUUGUUCACUCUGAAGAAAUACCAGUGGCGCUGAAGCCUUACAGGGACUUUCAGAAGCAGGAGAAACUUGAGGCGAAUGAUUUUGUUGGGGCUGUUUUUGAGGGGAAAUUCUAUCCUCCCGAGGAGUUUAAGGCACUUGAGACCAUGCCCACAAGGGCUGAAAUCUAUAGCAAGCUCUUGGGCUCCCUUCAGAGUCCUGCAAUAAGUGUUCUCAGCACCCUUCAGGCUCCUGCGAGGGACCUGGUGUUUACAUUGAAAGCUUAUGUCCAAAAACUUGAGGAAGAAGCCGGAAGUACAACAAUUUCAUAGACGUUAGUGGAUGGGGAUGGAAUUGUGAAUUUUAUUUUUGUUAAUGGAAACAGUUCAAUGUUUUAUCCUAGUGGAUUAGCAUGAGCAAUGUUGUAUUUUCUGUCUUUAUUCUACGCAUAUGCUAUUAGGGCAUUACUACAUUUUCUUAAUUCAAUCUAAUUAGCCGACUAAUUACUUUCUA
Molecule: messenger RNA, 1026 nt
Organism: Cryptomeria japonica (Japanese cedar)
Lineage: Eukaryota; Viridiplantae; Streptophyta; Pinopsida; Cupressales; Cupressaceae
Product: large ribosomal subunit protein uL10c
Exons: 1
Coding region: 132-845 (237 amino acids)
Biological process (GO): translation
Cellular component (GO): large ribosomal subunit
Molecular function (GO): structural constituent of ribosome
Source: RefSeq, a predicted model, not a curated record